GCAGCAAUCGUGAAGAAACACUACGUCGACGACUACUUCGACAGCGUUGAUACCAUCGAAGAAGCGAUACAGCGGGCAAAGCAGGUGAGAUUUAUACAUUCGAAAGGGGGAUUCGAGAUAAGAAACUGGGUAUCCAAUUCGGAGGAAGUCCUAGUCAGUCUUGGGGAACCGAAACCCGUCCAGACGAUUCAUUUCAACCAGGACAAAGAGACUGGAAAUGAACGCGUACUCGGUAUAAUUUGGAAUCCAGGUCAAGACGUUUUCUCCUUCUCGACUGAACACCGCGAAGAUCUACAAGAGUACCUGCAGGGUCAUAAGACACCAACGAAGCGCAUUGUACUGAGUUGUGUCAUGGGGUUCUUCGAUCCGUUGGGACUACUCUCAUGCUUCACCGUACAUGGAAAGAUCUUGGUUCAGGACUUAUGGCGAACGGGCUGCGAGUGGGAUGAAGAAGUCGACGAUGCAUGCUUGGUCAAAGUGGUUUAAUGGUCCAAAUUUCCUGCACCAACCAGAAGAUUGCUGGCCGACCGAGGGGUUGCCGGAUGCAAACACUGAGCAGGAAAUGAAAGCAUACUUGCUGCACCAUGAAGUGAAGGAGUUUCCAGAACCCGUGAUCGAUGCAGAAGUGACAUGGCGCUGGCGUAAGUUGUUGCGAAUCACAGCUUGCGUAAUCAGAUUCAUUACAAAUCUUCGACGCAAGGUAAAGGGCUUUCCGUUACGAACGAUGGUGGCGAACGAGAGGCAACAACAGCUACUUAAGGCGGAAUACAAUGUUGUACAGCGACCACUGCAGCAGGACGAAUUUUCGAGAGCGGAAGUGAUUUUGUGGAGGCAGGCGCAGUUGGAGGCGUUCCCAGAUGAAGUAAUGGUACUCCUGGGAAAUGGAUCACUCAAAGCGAAUCAGAAGCCAGAGCAGAUCGGGAAGAGGAGCCCAUUAUACAAACUCACCCCGAUCGUAGACGAGUGUGGCGUGAUUCGAAUGAAUGGUAGGAUGGCGAAGUCAGACGAAAUCCCGUUCGAUAUGAAGUUCCCGAUUAUCCUUCCGAAAGGACACGCAGUGACGAAACGAUUGGUACAAUAUUACCAUGAAAAGUUUGGACAUGCAAAUCGGGAAACGGUCUUCAACGAGCUUCGACAGAAGUUUUAUAUUCCGAAGUUGCGAACGGAAAUCCAGCAAGUGAUGAGAAAGUGUGUCUGGUGUAGAGUGAAUCGCUGUUAUGCUGAGGUCCCGAUGAUGGCUCCACUUCCGGUUCAGCGAAUCACCCGACAGCUUCGACCUUUCAGUGCUGUUGGAGUCGAUUAUCUAGGACCUGUGGAAGUGACGGUUGGUAGAAGAAAGGAGAAGCGGUGGAUCGCCCUGUUCACGUGCCUUGCUGUACGUGCGGUGCACUUGGAAGUAGUGCAUGGAUUGACAACGCAAGCAUGUCUCAUGGCCAUUCACAGAUUCAUCUGCAAACGAGGAGUUCCAGACGAAAUCUUCUCCGACAACGGGACAAAUUUCAAGGGAGCCAGCAAGGAGUUGAUUGCUUGGGUGAAGCGAAUUGACAGUGAAUGUGCGGAUUCAGUGACGAGUAGCACAACGAAGUGGAACUUCAAUCCUCCUGGUACGCCACACAUGGGUGGUAUUUGGGAGAGGAUGGUUCGAUCUGUAAAGGAGGCGAUGAAGGCACUCGACGAUGGCAGACGUCUGACGGACGAAAUUCUAUUAACUACCCUGGCUGAAGCGGAAGAUAUGGUAAAUAGUCGUCCGCUAACGUACGUACCCCAGGAAUCAGCUGAUUCCAAAGCACUAACACCGAACCAUUUUCUUCGAGGUACGGUCAAGUCCGUCGAUGUUCACGUAGAUGGUUCGGUGGACUUAGCAGAAGCGUUGCGCGACAUUUACAAGCGAUCGCAGUACUUGGCGGACCAGAUGUGGCAGCGUUGGUACAAGGAGUACUUGCCAACGAUCAACAAGCGUACCAAGUGGUUUGCUGAGAGGAAGUCAUUGAAGAAGGGAGAUCUCGUGUUUGUAGUAGAUGGACAGAACCGGAAAAGCUGGGUUAGAGGUAUUGUCGAGGAAGUCUUCGUAGGAUCAGACGGCAGAGUUAGGCAGGCGGACGUACGGACAGGCAAAGGUGUAUUCCGGCGUGGAGUAGCCAACCUUGCAGUGCUGGAAGUUCUUGAUGGUAAAUCCGGAACCACUGAUGAACGGGUACCGGAGUUACGGGCUGGGGUGUGUUGA
Messenger RNA from Ochlerotatus camptorhynchus, 2224 nucleotides. RefSeq lists its product as uncharacterized. Gene Ontology annotation, molecular function: nucleic acid binding. Gene Ontology annotation, biological process: DNA integration. The record is from RefSeq and is a predicted model, not a curated record. NCBI's taxonomy places the organism in Eukaryota, Metazoa, Arthropoda, Insecta, Diptera, Culicidae. The transcript has 2 exons. Bases 398 to 2224 code for a protein of 608 amino acids.